GAGAGUGAAGAGAAGCACUAGAGGGGGGAGGGGCAGGGGACGCUCGCUCGCUGCUCCCUCGGCCAGCAGCGAGCGAUGGUGCAGGAAGGGGGGCGAGGAGGCAGUGGAGGGGCAGGGGAGGGAUCGACAGUUUCAGCAGGAGGAGGAGGAGGUGGUGCAGCAGCAGCAGCAGCAGCGGGGAUGAUGAGGGGGGACGCGCCGGGGGUAGGCCGGAUGGGGGACGGAGGAGUAGGAGGUGGUGGAGUCUCAGGAGCUGGGGGUGUGAGUUUCGGUGGUGCUUUAGGUGUUGGCUUCGGUGGUGCUUUAGGCGGAGGAGGACUCGGGAAUGGUGGUGGUCAGGAGCGAGGAGGAGCAGCAGGGAUUUCGCGGAUUUCGCAGCUCGGAGGUCAUACGAGGCAGCGGCCGCAGCAGAGGAAGCAUCCGGAGCCCUUGCGUCGAGCUGUUGCCAAUUGCUUGUCCGCCUCUUACAAUGCCACUGCCUCAGCUUUCACAUCUGAAGCCGUUCGCACUUUACAGGAUUACCUUGCGAACUCUUCUACUAUGGAUUCUGCAUAUAUUGUCCUACUGGAUCACGCCCUUGCGGAAAGGGAUCGGAGCCCCCCUGUUAUUACCAAGUGCGUUUCAUUGCUCAAGAGAUACCUAUUCAGAUAUGUUCCUAGACCAGCUACUCUUCAACAAAUCGAUGCUUUCUGUGGAGGUCUCAUAGCAGAAUGCCAGGCUGCAGGAAAUAUUGCUGGGAAGAGGACUACCCCCUGGGUGCCACCAGUGAAUGAACACGGCCCUUCCAGCAGCCAAGGAACACCACCGUCACCAAGUGCAACAUCAUUACCAUUUGCGUCAGAUGCUCUUGUAAAAUCCCUGGUAUACGUUAGAGCUCUAGUGGCUCGUAAUCUUCCUCGGUUAUCUUUCCAUUCUUCCAAUAACAUGCCUUCCUUAGCUAAACCUUUGAAACCAGCUUUACCAUCCCCACGUACGAGACCUUUUACAAGCCCAUAUGACAGAGGGCUGAAGAGAGCUGUACCAGACGACAGGGAAGCUGUGAAGUCGGCAGCUAUGUGCAUAUCGGGCUUGGAGGAGAUCGACGAAGAAGACGUAGACUACAUCGCUGUGGACGUAAUGAAGUGGCGAUGGCUUGGUGGCAAAGGCCAGCCGUCUUGGGCUCCUUCACCGGUCAUGAUGGACAGUGGCGGCAUUGCACGGCCACAUGUAGAGAGGAUGCAAAACUUAGCGGAACAAGGAGCUUCAGCACUUAUGCUGAAAUCGAUUCAACAGAAAGAAACUGAUGCUAAAGCAAGGCCUGGGGGUAGACCGCUGAAUAGCUUGGAAGGCAUUGCUGAACAAAUUCUUUUGCCCUCGACAGUGACAGCCGUCACUGAUAGGCUAGCUGUGAGGUCUCACUUGCGAGCUGUGGCAGCUGCAAAGCGUUACAAACCGCAUAUCUCCCAGCGCUGGGAGGGGGAUGUUCCGCCGAGCACACUUCGUCGGAGAGCACGUCCUCUGUUUCAGUAUAGACAUUACAGUGAGCAACAGCCUCUCCGGUUAAGUGAUGCUGAAAUGGAAGAAGUUAUUUCGGCAGUCUGUUCGGAGACGUCCGGGUCAAGUGGAAAUACAUUAGCGCUGGUACCUCUUCCCAACAACCAGGGUGGAAAACUCGCCCCGGAAGCCGCAGACGUCGCUGCAAGUGUACUUAUCAAGCUUCUUAUCGACAUGUACAUAUCAGACCCUCAGACCGCUGCUCCCCUCACACUUUCCAUGUUACAGGGGAUGUUGACAUCACAAUCAGCAAGCGUUCGUAUACGUGCGUUUGAUUUGACACUCAAUCUUGGGGUUCACGCGCAUCUUCUUGAGCCUAUGCAAAGCGAGGAUCAAUCCACACCAGAUGAAGUGCCUUCUUCAGAUGCCCCAUCAAUGGAGAAUGGAUCUUUUUCUUCUUUUGGCUCUCUCCCAGGAGGGAACAGAACCGGUGAUCGGCACAGAAUGAACAAGAUUAAUCGUGAUACCUCCUCAGAAAGGUUUUUGGAAAAACCCGAGCGUGGUACGCCUCCCGCAGUAGGCAGAUUUGAGGCGUGGCUGCUGGAUCUCCUGUGUGAGAUGCUUCUUCUUCUGGUUCAGACUGAGGAGGCCGAUGAGGGCGUGUGGGCUGCUGCACUGAGCUGUCUAUUGUACUUGGUAUGUGACCGGGGAAGAAUACAAAGACGUCGACUUGAUGGAGUUGAUAUCAGGGCCCUGAAAGCGCUUUUGGAGAUAAGCUGGGAGUAUGGAUGGGCAGACGAAGUUCACUGCCGUCUUAUUCGCAUUGCUUGCAAUCUGCUUUAUAGACUUCCUGCUGAUGAAACUCUAACGAGUAAACCUUCUCUGGAUCUGGACCAGAUUGAAAUCCUGGGCGGCAUUGAAACAAUAUGUGCUGAGUUCGCAAGGGCCAAAACCCUGGAGGCGAAGCGGAACUUAUUUGCAGUCCUCUUCGACUUCGUCCUGUAUGAUUUGGAGGACGAAUCCACCAGCAAUCAGAUGCUUUUUCCUGGUACUGAGGAGAUCCAGGCGGUUGCCACAGCACUUUGUCUGGCAGAAGCUCCAGAAUGUUACGCUCUUGCAUUUAAGCAAGGCCUUCCUGGAGUAGGUGAGGCUUUAUCGAAAUCAAUUACCACAGCUAUGGCUCGUGAUGUCACGAGUGGCCGCCUGAAUGCCCAGCUUCUGGAGAAUGUGGUUGGAGCUCUAGACAAGUUAGCUGCUGCCUAUGCACACCCAGAGGACGAGUUCAUGGAGUUGCUUCCUGUCACUAUGACCAGUGAGGGCUUAAACAAUGAUUCAAGCAGGACAGGUCCUGCUGAGAAUACGCUUGAUUCAACCCUAGUUGCGAAGGCAUGGUCAACACUCGAGUCCCUUCUUCAUUCUUCUCGACCAUGUUACCGAUGUAACGGAUAUGUUUGGUUAUUAGAGCUUCUGUCAGCAGAAAUGGCUCGGGGGAGCUCGAAAAGCAGUAAAUUGAAUACCAACGCGUUGCAACGGCAACUUGGGCUUUUGGGAAAUCUCGAGAAACCCGCUGCAGAUGAUGAGACUCCUGAAAGUGAAAAUACAGAGAAGCAGAAACAGACUCCAACCAUAUCAUCAGCAGUCCGGCUGAUGUGCGGUUUACUGAAGUCAAAAAGGCCGUCUAUACGUCGUGGUUUUGUUGUCAUUCUGGAGAGAGUACUACUUCAGUGUCAGAGAUAUGGCUGUGAUUUAGAACUGAAUCUUUCAACAGUUGCUGAUGGGGAGGUACCGAAGCCGGAGGGUGUGAAAAGCAUGGGCCCUCAAGACCGUGCUUUAGCUAUGCUGGGCCUGAUGAAUGGUGCCCUCUGGCAAGCUAUAUCUGCAAAUGACACAGACCGUGUAAAUAUCUUGCAGAUGUGCAACAUGAUGUUUUCCCAGCUAUGUGUUUCUUGGCCUUUGGCUUCGAAUGCCUCUAACCGAAGUCUUUCAACCAGUGGAAGAGUUGACUCUUCGUUGCUCGAUAACUACGGUUCUCAAAGACAGGGUGGUGCGGAUGGAAUGCCUGGAAUUAGAAGUACGAACAGUCCGUGCAGUGUUGGAAGUAGAUCUUGUUCCGUCGCCUCUAUGUUACUGAACGGACAAGCUGCUGCUCCAAAACUUUUGGUGGCCAAUAUGCCUACCGCCCUGCUGUACUGGCCACUGAUGCAGCUGGCCGGCGCUGCCACUGAGGAUGUAACUUUAGGUGUGGCUGUUGGUAGCCGGGGUGGAGGAAAUGUCCCGGGUGGAGCUUGCGAUGUCCGGGCUGCACUGUUGUUAAUUCUUAUUGGGAAAUGUACAGCUUAUCAAGUUGCUUUGGAAGAAGUAGGCGGUGAGGAGUUUUUUAGAUCACUUUUGGAUGAUAUUGAUGCACGGGUUGCAUACUACACGUCAGCCUUUCUUCUGAAGAGGAUGAUGACAGAGGAACCAGAGAAGUAUCAGCGCAUGCUUCACAACCUCGUGUUCAAGGCUCAGCAGAGUAACAACGAAAAGAUUUUGGAGAAUCCUUACCUGCAAAUGCGAGGCAUCCUCCAAUUAUCCAGCGAGUGUGACAGUCCAUCGUUUCAACUUGACAGCUGAAUUCUUUGCUGGUGAUACUGGCUCGGAUUUACGGUCAUUUUCAGUUAGCACCCAGCCCAGCUGGUCUUAUCACUCAUGGAGGAUUGGUAAAAACGUUUCAGUUGAAUGAGUUCUCUCUGCUGUUUGUUCGCUCAAGUGUUUGCUCUUGAGCUGUCGAAUCCAUGAGAUAUUGCGGGUGACAGCAAGUCAUGCGGGGUACAUUACUUCGCCUUAUUUUAGUGACAAACAGGAACUUCAGUGAUCAAUAAAUCAUUUGCAAAUACUACAUGUCCCUCCUCGAGGGUCAUACUUACAACAUUCCAGUGACCAAAUCAUGGAAUCACUGAUCUUUCAAGGAGGACACGCUGCUGCCUUCUCAUUUAAAAUUUUUAACGGUAAGAGUAGUAAUGAUCCCAGUUUACUAAAUUGGCCAUCAGCGGAGUGUUCCAGACCAAUUGUAUUUAUCCUUCUUGGGACAUAUACGGUCACUUAGUUAGGAGACAAGCUAGAAUUAUUAAACUCAGCUGCUAGUCGAGGAAACCUGCCGCCCUUCAUGCAGUCUGUGGCAGCUGAAGUAUAUUUGUAUUUUAGUGUUGAAGUGUCUUCUUCACGGUGCUUCUCUAGAGGAUUGACCCUUGGAGGUCGGAUUUUCUGUCAAUCAUAUCUUUGUUGUCGGUACCAGUUUGUGCGUCAAGAUUUACUUUAGGGUCAAACAUCAGCUCUUUCUUUGCCCAUGUGUUAUCGAUGGUAGCCCUUGUGGUUGUCACAUUUACCAGCUUGUGACAUGUAUAGUUACUCUUCGGGCCUAUUGUAUUCAUCAUAUGCAUUUGCCCAUAGCUCAGAUGGUACAUCCACUGUCAUCGGUCCUUGCGUGAGACAAGGUAGAUAUAUUACUUGACGGUGUGGUGGUAAAAAAUGUGGCUCUCGGAGCAAAGCGAAGUUCGAGUUCAAGACUAGCUGUGGUUAUAUCCAUGGGACGAAAGCCCAGGAAGAAGCACAAGAUUGUGUCAUUUAAUAUUUCACAUCGGGCUGUAUAUAACAUAGAGUGCACAGAGUAUUGAUACUUUCAAGAGGUUUUUCAUACAGUCU
Molecule: messenger RNA, 5154 nt
Organism: Marchantia polymorpha subsp. ruderalis
Lineage: Eukaryota; Viridiplantae; Streptophyta; Marchantiopsida; Marchantiales; Marchantiaceae
Source: the annotation of a GenBank genome assembly